Messenger RNA from Purpureocillium lilacinum, 2304 nucleotides. The record is from RefSeq and is a predicted model, not a curated record. Lineage: Eukaryota; Fungi; Ascomycota; Sordariomycetes; Hypocreales; Ophiocordycipitaceae.
AUGUCGCUACACGCGUUUUGGGGCCCAAGCCGGUCGUCAAGCCCGCGAAACUUAUCUGUGACGUCUUCCUCGAGGCAAUCUACCGAUCUAAACGAGCCGAUACCGUCGACCGAGCGAACGUCAGGCGUGGAGCAACCUCUCCAUCGGUCUACCUGCCCUCCACAUUCUCUGUCGUUCCCCAUUGACUGGGGCGUGCUUCGGCGACACGAUGGCACGAUUCUCAAGGGUAUACAGUAUCGCAUACGGGACAAGAGGAACGUGGGCAGACGAGUGAAGGUCUCGUGGAUCUAUUCAUAUGGAGCAGAGUUGGAGCAUAGUAAUGACAAGUACUUCCUAUGCGCCGAUUGCCAUACCAAGAAGCGGUAUACCAGCCAGUUAUUCGCAGCAGAAUCGACGACGGCCGCAAUCCAGCAUCUUUUAGAGUUCCACAAGAUCAAACGGCCUUCGAAUUCGACCACCGAUGACGAUGAUAUCGACACCACCAACGCCGCAGAAGUUUUCCAGCUCAUCAUGCCAUUUAAUGAGGAUGAGUACAAGCAAAAGCUCAUUGACUGGGCCAUCAAGCUACGCCUUAGCUACCGAGAAGUCACGGACGAGUCGACCACUGAUUUACUCACAUACGGCAAGCCUCCGCUCGCGCGCCUGUUACCAACGCAUCACUCAACGCUCUCGCGGUGGAUUAAGGAUUCGAUGGCAGCACGCUUACCAUUCAUCAUCGAAUUGGUGCAGUCUGCACUCAGCACCAUCAACCUCUCGAUCGACGGAUGGCGAGCUCACAAUCGCAGAGAGUACGUCGCUGUUUGCGGACACUUCGUCGAUGGCCAAGGCCAUCCUCGAACACUCCUCCUCGGCUUCCCACGACGUUAUGGCGGUCACACUGGCGACGACCUCGCAGCACUGGUAAAGCCAGUAAUUCUACAAUACGGCAUCGGCGAGAAGCUCGGCUCCUUCGUUAUGGAUAACGCUGAUGACAACGACAAAUGCCUCGAGGUGUUACAGCGUUCCUUUUCCUCGAUCGAUCCAGAAGCAGACCGUAUUCGCUGUAUCGGCCAUAUUAUUAAUCUCGUCGUUAAGGCUCUCUUAUUUGGCGAAGGCGUCAGCGCGUGGGAGAAGAAUCUUAUUGAGGCUUCGGAGGAGCAGCGUGUAGCUCUCUGGACCCUCAAAGGCGUCAUUGGCAAGCUGCACAACCUCGUUGUCUACAUUAAUCGAAACGACGCACGCCGUGAGCAGUUGAGAGCUCGCAUGCGCGUCACGAAGACAAGCGACGGCAUGCUGUUUGUCGGCGUGCUCCUCAGUGACGGUGGCAUUCGAUGGAACGCGACGUUCUACAUGAUCGAGCGUGCUCUUAAGUGUCGGCCUGCCAUCGAUCUUUACCAGGCGCAGUGGAAGCCUCCGGAUAAAAACGACAAGCACAAGAAUGACUUCCUCACCGAGGCUGAUUGGCACGAGCUUGAGCUCUUCUAUAGGCUCCUGCAGCCCUUCGAGCGACUCACGAAGCGACUACAAUGCCGUGCAGAUGGCGAGGGCAACGAAGGCGGCCAAGGCUCGGUGUGGCAGGUACUUUACGCCAUGGACUUCUUGCUCACGAAGCUUGAGAGCGUCAAAGAAGAGAUACACGCAAUGGAUGCUGAUAACAAGGACGAACUUUCGCCCUAUUACUCCGCAGGCGUGCUCGCUGCAUGGUCGAAGAUCAACACGUACUACGAGCUCACCGACCGAUCACCGAUCUACCGUAUGGCCAUCGCUCUCCACCCAGCCUACCAAUUCGAAUACUUCAGGGCGAAGUGGUGGAAGCGAGAGGAUUGGAUAAGGACAGCACAGAAGGAGCUAACUGCAUAUUACGAUCGCUUCGCCGCAGUCACGGUGGCCACUGACCACGUCGACCAGGCCGAGACUUCUCCUUGUUCCUCGCCGACGAUCGACGACGAAUUCGAUGCUUGGGGCCAUACAACAGAUCGACCACACCGUGGCAAGAGGAGGAAGGUGGAGACUGAGUGGGAGGUCUGGAUAAAGCAGGUGCCGUCGAAGGACGACAUGAACGUUAAGAAUCCUCUGGCGUGGUGGGUGGACCGACGCCACGUUUGGCCCAUUCUCAGCAAACUUGCCCUUAACAUCUUCAGUACGCCGGCGAUGAGCGCAGAGCCAGAGCGCGUAUUCUCCGACGGCGGCGAGCUUAUCACCGAUAAGCGCAACGGCCUCGGCGAUGACACAGUUGAAGCUGAGAUGAUACAGAAGAAUUGGAUUACUUCCAAGAUUUUGCAUGGGAUUGUGACACCUCGAGGUCUAUACAAAUUACCGGAUUAG